AUGUUUUGGUCGGGUUCGCCAUACGUUUCACUGGACGAGCAGUACAUCGGCGACAUCCGGCAGCGGGUGGACCUUUUCAAGGACCACUUGCAGCAGGAGGACACGCUCUCGCGGCGCUUCACCUCGCUGGCCGCCCCGCCGCCGCCCUGA
This is a messenger RNA of Prorocentrum cordatum, 150 nucleotides long. The record is from the annotation of a GenBank genome assembly. Lineage: Eukaryota; Dinophyceae; Prorocentrales; Prorocentraceae.